UGAAGGACUGCAGACAAUCGUUCGCUACCGGGCAAGAUACAGCACAGAAGCGGGCUACAAGAUGACAGACACUACCCGAUUUUCAUUUCGUUUAUCAGCACUCAUCGUUCUUCAAUUAUGGUUUUUGUCUGUAAGUGCUUCCCCAGCUAAUCGGGUAUGGAUCGUCCGAAGGGACGUCGAAAACUUGGAUGAAGCAACAACUGAAUUCCAUCAGCCAAAGGAACAAAAGGUCGAGAAUGCCCUACCACGAAUUUAUUUCAUGGAGAUUGUGUCGGAUAUCCGGCUGCGUUAUGCCUCGACAAAAGUCACGUCAAAAGUUGCCAACCCUGCUGACAAAGCGCAGGAAGCCACUUUUCAUGUUGUUCUACCAGAAACAGCUUUCAUUUCCAGCUUCUUGAUGGAGAUUGACGGGAAGGUGUACAAAGCGAGUGUAAAAGAAAAAGAAGAAGCACAAACAGAGUACCAGAAUGCUGUGGAUGCGGGACUAUCAGCUGCCCAAGUGACUGCAAAUGCCCGUGAUGCCAAUCAGUUUACUGUGUCGGUAAAUGUUGAACCGCAGGCGAAAAUGCUUUUUAACUUGACGUACGAGGAGUUAUUGACCAGACGCAGAGGAAUUUAUGAGCAGGUCAUUCACGUUAGCCCCGGUUCAAUUGUCCCACAAAUGAGCAUUCGAGUCAACAUUUUUGAGACACUCCCUAUCAACAAAAUCACAGUCCCUCAAUUGCGUGGCAACGAUAUCGAACAAAGUCAAGACUUGAGUGAAAACGAAGUAGCCAAGAUUAUCCGCACAAACGAAACGGUUGUGAGCGUCGUUUACGAGCCGACAGAGACGCAGCAAAUCCAAUCUUCAAAGGAUGGACUGCAGGGUCAAUUUGUCGUUCAGUACGAUGUGGAUCGUUCGUCCAUUGAAAGAAAAGGCGGCGAAAUUCACGUGGUGGAUGGCUACUUUGUCCACUUUUUUGCACCAAGUACUUUGCCGGCCCUUCCUAAACACGUCAUCUUCGUGCUGGACACAAGUGGAUCAAUGGCAGGAACGAGAAUUGAGCAAACGAAACAGGCCAUGAACUCCAUCCUGGAUCAGUUGAGAGAAGACGAUCUCUUUAGUGUCGUAGAAUUCUCAACAAGCGUCGCGGAAUGGGAUUUAAGAAAACCAUACAAAGGGCUUGAACCUUACUACUACAAUGUUCAAUUGGAGGAAACAACAGAAGUUUCGCAGAACACGACACAAUUGGAAGAAAGUUUUGGCCUUUAUGAUGAUAUUUUUGCGUAUCCUGUAACGGAACGUUCCAUCAAAAGAGCAAAGGAAUUUGUCAAAACCAUGGACGUUACUUCCUCAACCAAUAUUAACGAUGCCCUUUUGCUUGCGCUGAAAAACAGCCAAUCCGUUCAGUCACGACUGCGCCUCACGCCGAUCAUCAUUUUCUUGACGGACGGUGAGCCCACGUCGGGUGUUGUUGACAAAACAGAAAUUCUUGCCAACGUCAGGAAGGGAAACAGUGACGACGUGGUGAGCAUUUUCAGUUUGGCCUUUGGUACGGGCACAGAUUACGAUUUCUUGACGAAAAUUUCGAGUCAAAAUCGUGGAUUUGCACGCAAAAUUUACGAAGCUGCAGAUGCCACCCUCCAGCUCAAGGGAUUCUUUGAGGAAGUGGCAUCGCCUCUGCUCAACAAUGUUCGCUUUGUUUAUAAUAAAGACGGCCCCGUGCAUGAUGUCACUGAGACUAACGUCCCCAACUUCUUCAAGGGCACAGAAUUCGUAGUGGCCGGCCGGAUCGACCCGGAUUCAAAACUGAGUGCGUCUAUCUCUGGAACAGGAGCAAAUGGAUCCUUCUUAUUCCCUGACAUUCGUCCAUUGAUAAAUGAUUACAGUGUAUUACCCAUUCCGAACAACAGCGUUGCAGAAACCGUACCCGCUAAAAAGAGCUUUUCGUUGGAAAAGAUUUGGGCGUACAUGACGAUCCAGGAUAUGCUAAAGAAACGUCAAAUCGUUGAUGAUGCAAAGUCUAUUGCUGCGUUCAACAGCAAAGCCCUCAACCUGUCUCUUACAUACGGCUUCGUCACACCCUUGACUUCAUUGGUAGUCGUGAAACCGAAUAGUACUGCUGCCACGGCUGAUGUUCGUCCUGCCGAUGGCAUACAACCCUCAAAUGGCAUCGCUUAUGGUGCACCUUCUCCGAUAGCAGCAUAUUCGCCAAAUCAUUUCAGCGGUGGUAUCCACCCGUUUGCAGUUUCAGCUCUUGGAAUAUCCGUUCCUUAUAAACGACCACAAACAACAACUUUCGUGCCUCAGCUUGGAACAACUAUAUCACCUAUUAUUACCGAACAUUUUGAAUUUCCAUCGUUUUCACCGGUAGAAUGGAUUAGUCAGUUUGAACAUAAUGUUACACACGUUAAAAUUCCAGCAGGCAACGAAACGUUAGACUUAUCAUGGGAAGAUGAACUGCCGGAUAUCGAGUAUGAUUCUUGUACGACGAAUCGUCUUCAUCACGCUGUUUGCAAAUCCAUUUGGAAGUGUUCCACCGUUUUGCACGAGUCUACAUUUGUGUCCAAGGAAUUAACUGUGGACGCAAAGGCUGCUUGCGUUAUCGAAAACAAAUAUGUAGGCGUCUGUUGUGACGUAACCAACUUCCCCGAGUUACCCAUCGAUUUUACGACGAUUUUACCAGAACUGGAAACAACAACGUCUGUUGAUGAUACUUCCACAUUCACUAGUGACCCAUAAUCACCCAUUUAUUCUGCCAACUUUAUUUUAUUUAAAUG
Molecule: messenger RNA, 2760 nt
Organism: Daphnia carinata
Lineage: Eukaryota; Metazoa; Arthropoda; Branchiopoda; Diplostraca; Daphniidae
Product: inter-alpha-trypsin inhibitor heavy chain H4-like
Exons: 12
Coding region: 62-2722 (886 amino acids)
Source: RefSeq, a predicted model, not a curated record